This is a messenger RNA of Exserohilum turcica Et28A, 168 nucleotides long. RefSeq lists its product as uncharacterized. The record is from RefSeq and is a predicted model, not a curated record. The transcript has 3 exons. NCBI's taxonomy places the organism in Eukaryota, Fungi, Ascomycota, Dothideomycetes, Pleosporales, Pleosporaceae. Bases 1 to 168 code for a protein of 55 amino acids.
AUGCCUUCUCCCAGGCUUCUCACCCCCCGAAAUAUGGUGAUCCUCUCCGUGAUAUCAGUCGCUGGUGGCUACUUCACACUCAAGCCACGCGCGCUGGCCGACCAGCAGAGAGUGCGCAGUAGCGGUGACUUUGCAGUCUCGGUCGACCGAUCCGGAGGCGGUGUGUGA